Messenger RNA from Quercus robur (English oak), 3127 nucleotides. RefSeq lists its product as uncharacterized. The record is from RefSeq and is a predicted model, not a curated record. NCBI's taxonomy places the organism in Eukaryota, Viridiplantae, Streptophyta, Magnoliopsida, Fagales, Fagaceae. The transcript has 11 exons. The coding region runs from base 287 to 2767 and encodes 826 amino acids.
ACAAAAACAAAAGCAAUUUACAAACCCAGCAAGCAGCAACAGUACUCACCACUCCGCGCAAGCGCAACGCAACACAUUCACCAAUCACCACCACUCUCUUUACCAGUUGCCAUUGCAAAUAGACAGACCCACAAAAAAAGUUCUUGUUCUUGCUCAACACGAAACAGAAAUACACAAAGUGAAAGUCCCUCUGUCAGUGUCAACCGCGUACCCUUCAAUCCAAGUUCUUGCUCAAUACUCUAGAUUUUUGUGCUCCAUGUAUUAUUAUUAUUAGUACUUCAAAAAGAUGAUCUCAAAAUCCCCAAUUGCCCAGUUGAAACCAUCCCCAGCUGCACCCAAUUCUUUGAUUUUUCAUCAUAAUAAGGACUUUUGCAAGUUUGGGUAUUCUGCAAAGAGUUUUUCUGAGCACAAGCACAGGUUCAAGCUUGUUGGGCAGUCUUUUGGGGAUAGAUGGAAGCUGACUGACAUCAAUGCUAAUGUAGUGCAAGAAAGAUUGAACUUAUGGCUUUUGAAAACUCAAAAUUUUUUUAGUGAAGUGGCUUCUCCACUUGCAAAAACUGGUCAAAGUAGAAAGCCUGAUCCUGGAAAUGCUUUUGAUACUCCGGAUAUGGAGGACAUAUUUAUGGCAGAACAGACUAUUCAGAGCAGAACACCGAAUGGGAUUCUCUCUUUAGCUGCUAUCGUAUCUAUUGAGCAAUUUAGCAGGAUGAAUGGAUUGACUGGGCAGAAAAUGCAGAAAAUAUUUAAAGCACUCGUUCCUGAAUCUGUAUAUAAUGAUGCCCGUAAUUUGGUUGAAUAUUGCUGCUUUAGAUUCUUGUCAAGGGAUAGUUCUGAUAUUCUUCCUUCUCUCAAGGAGCCUGCAUUCCAGAGACUGAUAUUCAUAACAAUGCUUGCAUGGGAGAAUCCUUACCAAGAAGAGCUUGCAAAUGCUUCAGAGAAAGCUUAUUUUCAGAGGAAGCUUGUUAGAGAAAAGGCUUUUGUUCGUAUAGCUCCAGCUGUUUCUGGUGUGGCUGAUCGGUCAACAGUGCACAAUCUAUUCAAGGCACUUGCUGGUGAUGAAGAGGGUAUCUCUUUGAGUGUGUGGCUAACUUAUAUCAGUGAACUUCUCAAAGUGCAUGAAGGACGGAGAUCAUACCAGAUUCAAGAAUGUCCCCAGUUUUAUGAGGAGAGAGUCUUAUGUAUUGCUUCCAGCAGAAAGCGGCCUGUUCUAAAAUGGGAGAACAAUAUGGCAUGGCCAGGAAAACUUAGUCUAACUGAUAGAGCAAUCUAUUUUGAGGCAAUUGGUUUAUCAGGGCACAAAGAUGCUAUAAAACUUGAUCUUACUAGAGAUGGACUACGAGUGGAGAAAGCAAAAGUUGGACCUUUGGGAUCUGCUCUUUUUGACUCAGCUGUCUCCAUCUCCUCUGGUACCGAGUCAAAAUCGUGGGUCCUGGAAUUUGUUGACUUGGGAGGUGAAAUGAGGCGAGAUGUCUGGCAUGCAUUUGUAGGUGAAGUUAUUGCUUUACACAAGUUCAUGCGUGAGUAUAGACCAAAGGAUGGUGAUGAAUCUUUGUUUCAUGUGUAUGGUGCUCUUAAAGGAAAGGAGAGAGCUACUAUCAGUGCUAUUAAUAGUAUAGCGAGACUUCAGGCCCUUCAGUUUAUGCGGAAGUUAUUAGAUGAUCCCACCAAACUUGUUCAGUUCACAUAUUUAGAGUAUGCACCCUAUGGUCAUGUUGUUUGUCAAACUUUAGCUGUAAAAUUUUGGGGUGGACCACUAGUUACAAAAUUUAUGGAGGCAGGCAGUCAAUCAACUGGAGGAGCAACGCCUUCUGAUGAGGUAUUUGAAAGAAAUAACCAUGUGUUUGACAUCGAUGGAAGUGUUUACUUACAGAAGUGGAUGAGAUCUCUGUCUUGGGCUUCCAAUGAUUCGACUACUUUCUGGAAUAACUCUUCAAUAAGACAAGGGGUGGUAUUAAGUAAAAAUCUAGUUGUGGCUGAUGCAACUCUUGAAGAAAGAGCAACAGAAACAUGCAAACAAAAAUACCAUGUGGUCGAGAAAACUCAGGCUACAAUUGAUGCUGCAAUGCUUAAAGGGAUACCUAGUAACAUUGAUCUUUUCAAGGAACUUGUCCUUCCUCUGACAAUAAUCGCGAAGAAUUUUGAAAAGCUUAGGCACUGGGAGGAACCAUACUUGACUAUUUCUUUUCUUGCAUUUGCAUAUACAAUAAUUUUCAGAAAUUUGCUUUCAUAUAUAUUUCCCAUGGCCUUGAUGAUUAUAGCGGCUAGCAUGCUAACAUUGAAGGGGCUGAAGGAGCAGGGCCGCCUUGGACGAUCAUUUGGGAAAGUUACUAUCCAUGACCAGCCACCAUCAAAUACUAUUCAAAAGAUUAUGGCCAUAAAAGAUGCCAUGCGUGACUGUGAGAACUAUUUGCAGAAUCUGAAUGUCGCACUACUAAAAAUACGUACUAUUCUCCUCUCAGGUCAGCCGCAGAUAACUGCUGAGGUUGCACUGGUGCUUUUUUCUUCUGCAACCAUUCUGUUUGUUGUCCCCUUCAAGUAUGUUCUUGCUUUUCUUCUCUUUGAUCUCUUCACUCGGGAGCUAGAGUUCAGGAUGGAAAUGGUUAAGAGAUUCAGAAAGUUUUUGAAGGAACGUUGGGACAUGGUGCCUGCAGCACCUGUAGUUGUAUUACCAUUUGAAAAUGAACAGUCCAGGUCAGAAACUGAAACAAAGGAAACAGAGGACCAAGAAAAACCAGAAAGAAUUCAGAACAGUGGCAAGUCUGGAUAGAUUGUGUAUGUACACUUUCAGAGUAGGUUUUUGUUGAAACAUGGUUGAAAUUAUCGCCUUCAUAUGGUCCAAGUUUGAUUUUCAUCCCCCAAAUUGAAAAUGUUGCACUUUUGUUUUGUCUUUGAAAUUUUUAAAAGUAUUGAUUUUGUCCUUCAUCUGUUUUCCUUCAAAGGAACUGCAAACAUGGCAGAGGGGCCCGGCAUAAAUUUUGACAGCAGAUGGAAAUCAAACGUAGGCCAAAUUUUGAAGGCUGAAAGUGUAUUGAUAAAAGAUUUACUGCUAGCUCCCGAGAAAAGAAGAUGUAAUGUUAUUGCAAUUUUUAUUUAUUUUUGGUAUAGAAAUUGGUGUACAUUGUGUUUU